This is a messenger RNA of Cherax quadricarinatus, 2660 nucleotides long. NCBI's taxonomy places the organism in Eukaryota, Metazoa, Arthropoda, Malacostraca, Decapoda, Parastacidae. The record is from RefSeq and is a predicted model, not a curated record.
AGGAAAGUAAUGUUAGAGAAUGUUUGUAGAGAACAACAGCACACAUGAGACGUGGGUACAACAUGUACCACUGAGUCCAGGUCUUCAGGACUCCUCUGGCUUCCCCGCUGUACCUCAUACAAGACCUCGCAGUCCUGGUGUGAAGAGAGACCGUCAUGGACGAGUCCCUGACUGGAGGACGAAGUGGCAGGCUGAAAGUGAACAACGACACCAACAAACUAAGUCGUCUGGUGAUCAACGACAUCAAUCUCGCUACCAACCUGGUUAACAACGACGUCAGUACCCCGAGUGGCCCCAGCCACAAAAUCAACAGGGAGCCAAAUUAAAGUAUGAGGUAACCUGUUAUCAUUGUCACAAACCAGGCCAUGUAAACUUCAACUGCCCAAUUAAGCCCCAGCCCAUAGAGAAAAUCAGCAUCCUCCCUUUCAAGAUGAACCAGAAAGAAGUUGAGUAUGGUAUGGCCCCACACUACAGUACUUGCCACAUCUCUCCCCAAGAGAAUGAAAAGAAAAAUGAAGUAACCACUUUUAGGGAUGACUGAGCUUAUUGUUCCCUUAUAAAAGAGAGAGCACUUCCCGUCUCUGAAAACAUGCCAUUGCAAUCCUCCGUUCUCUUAGAAGCAUUUGAAGGAGCUGUAUUUUCUGUCCCUUUAUGUAAGAUAUAUGUGCUGAGUAAAUAUUAUAUAGGAUAUUUGACUGUAGGUGUUUCUGAGGGAUUCCCUAUGGAAGAUGCCGUGUUAUUGCUGGGUAAUAACAUUUUUAAUUCGACAAAAUGUCCAGAACCUAUAGUGACUAAUACUUCUCCGAAGUCAGCCAUAACUCGGGCAAAAUCCCAUGAGAUGCCUGUCGACAAUGCUGCUCCAUUCUUGGAUGACUCAGAUCAUGGGCUAGACAAUUUGUUUUACGAGGAAAACUGGCCAGAGCCUCGUAAAUUUAGUGAAAAGUCCCAGAUCAAGUCUUCCUACUCCAGGGUUGCAGGAUUUCCAUAUAUCUCUGUUUCCAUGCCCGAGGGAAUGUCCUUUCGGGAAGAACAGCGAAGAGAUCCUUCCUUAAAUUUCGCUUUUCAGGCAGCCAUGAGUGAAUCCCACUCAGAUCACCCAGUCAAAUAUGAAAUUAAAUACAACUUACUACUCUGCACAGAAACUGGUAAGGAGGUAGGAGGAAGCACGAAAUUAGAUAGACUGGUAGUUCCUAAGAAAUUUAGGUCACAAAUUUUGAACAUAGCUGAUAAUUCCUCUUUAGGAGGUCAUUUGGGAAUUACAAAAACCUUUUAUAGAAUAUUUAAAGAGUUUUACUGGCGAAAAAUAAGGCAAGAUGUGAAGAAUCACAUCUGCUCUUGUAAGGAAUAUCAACAAGUAGGUAAACCUGGACACCCCCAUCAAACCUGCUCCUCUUCUUCCCAUACCAGCAGAUGGAGAACCGUUUGCAGAGCUGAUCAUUGACUGUGUGGGACCAUUACCAAAAUGAAAGCCAGGGAAUCACUACCUAUUCACUGUCAUGGAUAAAGCUACUAGGUAUACGGAAGCAGUCCCAAUGCACAAUAUAAACACUAAAGCCAUUCUUAGUCAUAACUAAAUUUAUAACUUCGGUAUUUCAAAGUCUCUCCAGAGUGACCAGCGUACUAACUUUACAGCCAAAGCUUUUAGAGAAGUUUUAACUAGGCUAAGUACAAUUUUCCUACAGAAUGGGAUGAAUCACUUCCUCUGUUGCUGUUCGCAUUGAGAGAAACUGUGCAGGAUCCACAGGGUACAGUCCAUUUGAGCUAAUCUUCCAGCACAAUGUACGAGGUUCUCUGCGAGUGCUCAAGGAAGGAUGGAUUGCAGAAGAUGUCUGGAACGCACUCUACAACCCUUCUUCAAGGUUGCAGGUGGCCUGUCAGUUGUCUAAGGCUAACUUAAAAUCUGCUCAAAACACUAUGAAACAGAGGUAUAACAGAAAGGCAAAGUUUCGCGCCAUCAUUCCAAGAGACAAGGUGCUGGUGUGGGAACCUGUACCUGGCCACACUUUAAAAGCUAGAUUUAUGGGACCAGUGCAAAUAAUAAGUAAAAUUUCUGAUGUGAAUUAUGUGACAGCUCCCCUUGAUAAACCCACGAAAAGUAAAAUUUACCACAUAAAUCAGAUUAACAUGUUUAAUAGUCCACAUAAAGACCCAGUAAUGACUGUCCUCUGCCUCUGUAGACAGCCUGAUUCCUUGUACACAUUCUAGAAAUUAAAGUUAAGCUUUCUAAUUAUGUCCUCCUCAGGGACCCUAGCCCAUUAAUGUCCCCUCAGGGACCCUAGCCCUUUAAUGUUGGCGCUUUUUAGUUAAAUAUCGAAUAAUAAGCCUAACUACCCUCUUACAAAUUUUCCCAGACAUAUUUUCGGAUAUCCCGAAAAAACGUACCCUGGGAUAUCAUGAUGUAGACGUUAGAAACACUAAGCUUAAACAAAGAAGAAUGGUGAAGAUCAGGACUUUGAGGUAAUCAGUCUCUCAGCCUGGAGUUGAUGAUUCAAGAUUGAUGGACUGAUUACAUCGACUCUAGGCUAAGGGACUGUUUACCUCAAACUCCUUCUGAUCUUCACCAUUCUUCUUUGUUUAGGACUGAUGAAGCCACUGUGUGGCGAAACGUGUCCACAAUAAAGAUACCCAAGUGUUGCACAUGUGUCUAAUUCAUCAAGUUG